UGUCGCGCGGAGGCUCACGUGCGACUUCCGGGGCUCGUGGAGUCGGGUGAGCUCCGUCGACGGGAGAGAACUGCGUGAGACGCGAUGGGCAAAGCGGGCAAGCGGAAGGGGGCCGGUGGUGGCGCCGCGGCGAGGCGGGCUCAGGGCCUCCCCGCCGCCGCCGCCACUGCCGCCCCCUCGGUGUCGAGCAACCCCUUCGAGGUGAAGGUCAACAGGCAGAAGUUCCACAUCCUGGGCAGGAAGACGAGGCACGACGUGGGGCUGCCGGGCGUCACGCGCUCCAAGGCCCACAGGAAGCGUAUUCAGACUUUGCAGAAAGAAUACAAAGAAAAGGAAAAAUCCAAUGUCUUUAAAGACAAACGUUUUGGGGAAUAUGAUACCAAAAUAAGCCCAGAAGAAAAAAUGAUGAAGAGGUUUGCUUUGGAACAACAGAAAAAUUAUGAAAAGAAAAAUAUAUAUAAUCUCAAUGAAGAUGAAGAUUUAACCCACUAUGGCCAUUCUCUAGCAGACAUUGAAAAAUGUAAUGAUACUAUUGAUAGUGACAGUGACACUGAAGAAAGAGGAAUACUCUCAGCGGAAUUAACAGCUGCUCACUUUGGAGGUGGUGGACUUCUCUCUAAGAAAGCCAUCACAGGGAAGGAAAGCGAAGAAGAUAAAAAACCUAAGUCACGGAAGGAACUCAUUGAAGAAAUGAUAGCAAAAUCCAAACUGGAAAAGAGGGAGCGGCAAACGCAGAGGGAAAAUACAUUGGAGCUUACAGAAAAACUCAACAGUGAUUGGAAGGAGGUUCAAGCCUUUCUGUUCCACAAGACCCCAAAGUCGGAGAGACAAAAUCAAGAGGAGAAGCCCAAGCCUGAUGAAUAUGAUAUGAUAGUUCGGGAGCUUGGGUUUGAGAUGAAGGCACAACCCUCUGGUAGGAUGAAAACAGAAGAAGAAUUAGCAAAGGAAGAACAAAAGAGACUCCUCCAAUUAGAGACUGACAGAUUACGUCGAAUGUGUGGAGAUGAGCCUGAGAAAGAAAAGAAACCCAAGCACAUAUCAGCUGACGAUUUGGCAGAUGGAUUCCUCCUUGAUAAAGAUGACAGGCGUAUGCUUUCUUAUAAGGAUGGCAAGCUGAAUAUUGACGAUGAUAAAGACGAGGAAGAGAGUGUGGAGAGAGAAGACAGCAGUGGUGAUGGAGAGGAAAGUGAUGAAGAAGCUGUGACUGGUGCUGAUGAUAUUGAUAGCCCCUCUGAUGUUGAAACUGAAGAGGAGGUCAUGGAGGUAGCCACUGCUACUGGAGAGCAGAAAAGGGGAAGGAGGGAAGGAAGCAAGAAUGAAUUCCAUAUGAAGAAGCAAGAUGCCAAAAGAGAAGCUGCAAAACUGGAGGUGCCAUAUUUGUUUGCUGCUCCAGAAUCUUAUGAGCAACUUAAAGCUGAAUUGUUGGGAAGAACAACAGAAGAACAACUGCUUGUGAUUGAACGGAUUCGGAAGUCUAAUCACCCAAGCCUUGCAGUGGGAAACAAAGCAAAGUUAGAGAAACUGUUUGAAUUCCUUCUGGAGUAUGUUGGGGAGCUGGCACGUCAGACACCUCCGGAACUGAAAACUGUUGAUAAGUUGGUAAUGCCCUUGUAUGAUCUUUGUCAAAUGUUCCCUAAAGCUGCAAGUAAUCAUGUUAAACUUGUCCUUCAAGAUGCUACUCAUGACAUGGAAGAAAUUCUAGCAGUGAAAGGUCAUGCGGCAUUUCCAGGGUUAGAUAUGCUUAUAUAUUUGAAAAUUAUUGCAGUACUUUUUCCAACCUCUGAUUUCUGGCAUCCAGUGGUAACACCAUCUUUGGUUUAUAUGAGCCAGCUACUCACAAAGUGCACAGUAACAACAGUGCAAGAUGUUGUUAAAGGAUUGUUCGUGUGCUGUCUCUUCCUAGAAUAUAUAUCCUUAUCUCGAAGAUUCAUCCCAGAACUGGUCAAUUUUCUCCUGGGAGUUCUUUACAUGGCUAUACCAAACAAAGAAGUUCAAGGUUAUACCUUGGUACAUCCUUUUGCGUCACUAGGAAAACGCUCAGACUUGCUUGUUGUCACUGACAAAGAAGAUGCAGAUGCCUGGCAAAAACAACAUCUUCCACUCCAUAUUAUAACUAGAUCUAAAGACGACAGAACAGGCAUGAAUCAUCUGCGGUUAUCAUGCUUAGACCUGUGCCUGGACCUGGUUAAGAGAUGCGCAGUUACAUAUGGAUCACUUCCAUCAUUCAGUGAAAUAAUGCAGCCCAUCCAAAUGCUGCUGAGGACGCACAUGCCAAUGAUUAGGUACCCUCACCACCUGCAGGAGCUGUUUGACAGUGUUCUGAAACAGCUGGAGAGCAAAGGGCAACGUUGUCCCUUGGUGUGUGAAAAGAAAAAGCCAGUGCCUUUGAAGCUGUUCACACCCAAAAUAGUGAAAGUCCUGGAAUUUGGAAGAAAACAAGAAAGCAAUAAGAAAGAGCAGGAAAGAAAACGGCUAAUUCAUAAGCACAAACGUGAAUUUAAGGGAGCUGUUCGUGAGAUCCGCAAAGAUAACCAAUUCCUUGCUAGAAUGCAGCUUGCAGAAACCAUGGAAAGGGAUUCAGAAAGAAAAAGAAAAGUGAAACAACUCUUCAGGAGUCUUGCUCAGCAGGAAGGAGACUGGAAGGCAAUGAAAAGAAAAAAGUUUUAAAUAAACAGUUUUAUAUUGUACAGAAGGAAACUAGAGAUAUUUUA
Molecule: messenger RNA, 2711 nt
Organism: Podarcis muralis (Common wall lizard)
Lineage: Eukaryota; Metazoa; Chordata; Lepidosauria; Squamata; Lacertidae
Gene: NOP14
Product: NOP14 nucleolar protein
Biological process (GO): maturation of SSU-rRNA
Cellular component (GO): nucleolus; small-subunit processome; Noc4p-Nop14p complex
Source: RefSeq, a predicted model, not a curated record